Messenger RNA from Oryctolagus cuniculus (rabbit), 1960 nucleotides. It is a transcript of the gene CYBC1, whose product is annotated as cytochrome b-245 chaperone 1. Lineage: Eukaryota; Metazoa; Chordata; Mammalia; Lagomorpha; Leporidae. The record is from RefSeq and is a predicted model, not a curated record.
CCCGGAAGUCCGCGCGCCCCGCCCUCGAGCCCGGAAGUCCGCGCCGCCCCGCCCCGCCCCGUCGCAGGUUCGCGCCCCUGGGUGGCGGCGGGUGCGGACGGGCGCGGCGCGCUUCCUCGGGCCGGCGAAGGCGCCCUGCAGCUUCCCGUCAGCGAUGUACAUGCAGGUGGAGACGCGCUCCAGCUCCUGCCUCCACCUCAAGAGGGCCCCCGGCGUGCGCUCCUGGUCCCUGCUGGUCGGCAUCUUGUCCAUCGGCCUGGCUGCUGCCUACUACAGUGGAGAUAGCCUGGGCUGGAAGCUCUUCUAUGUCACGGGCUGCCUGUUGGUGGCCGUGCAGAACCUGGAGGACUGGGAGGAAGCCAUCUUCAACAAGAACACCGGCAAGGUCAUCUUGAAAACGUUCAGCCUCUACAGGAAGCUGCUGACUCUUCUCAGAGCAGGCCACGACCAAGUGGUGGUCCUCUUGAACGACAUCCGGGACGUGAACGUGGAGGAGGAGAAGGUCCGAUACUUUGGGAAGGGCUACACGGUGGUGCUGCGGUUUGCCACGGGCUUUUCCCACCCUCUCACCCAGAGUGCUAUCAUGGGCCACCGCAGUGACGUGGAAGCCAUCGCUAAGCUCAUCACCAGCUUCCUGGAGCUGCACCACCUGGAGAACCCCUCGGAGUUGUCUGAGAGCAGCGACAGCGAGGCCGAUGGUCCUGGGAGCCAGAGCUGACAGCCCAGGCUGGCCCUGCGUCCGGUCGUGCCUCCAGCGGAGCGGCUACCGUGAGGCCUGCCCAGAGAGCUGCUUGUGCCUUCUGGCCCUGCUGCACGGACUGCGCAGAACCACAGGCUGCGCCUUUUCCGAGGGCAGGGCCAGGGGGCGCUGGUGGGGGUCUGUUAGGGGAUGUAGGGUGGGGUGCUAUGUCCAGGGAGGCCACAGGGCUGCAGGGCUCGAAGUCACUCCUCGGAGUCGGGCAGCAGCCCUGGCUGUGGCAGGUGGGCAAGAAGAUGGCGGUGGCACAGCCGGUCUAGGUAGGCCCAUCCAUGGCCUCUGAAACAAACAGGACCUGGGCUUUCUCCAGCGUGAUGACCACAGUGCUGGGCCAAGCUGCUCUGCGGACACCAAGUUCUCUUCCUGCUGGACACCCCCAUGGCCAGGAGCUUCCCCAGGGCAGCCCUGGCUGCCAGGGAGGGGGCAGAUCCCCGGGCACCCCCUGCCGGAGGCAGCCUCUCCCCAGGGGCCCGCUCUUCCUGCGCCCGGCCCAGACAGCUGCCUCCUUCUCACCAGCACAGCAGCUGGGCCAUCAGGAGCAUCCACGCCCUCCCCGCAGCCUGGGCAGAGGCGUGUGUUGAGAACAGGAAGUGACUCGUGCGGUGUCUUGCAGAGCUGCAAAGGGGUUCUUGCGCUGGAGGUGAGUUCCAGCCCCCCCUCUGGAGCCCUGGAAGGCUCGGCAAGGGGGGGAGCCCUAGGCUGCAGCCACCCCCAGGGACUGAGAGCCGCCGUUCUCCCAAGAAGCCCGGUCUCUCCAAGGCACAGUGUGCGCCAAGAGUGCCCGCCUGGCUGCAGGCCUGUGAGCUGGAGGCGCUCGGCCCCUGGCCAUCCCCCUGAGCCUGCACACCUGGACUGGCCAGGCUGCAGUGACCCCCCCCCCCCAGAGGCAGGGGCCCAAAGCCACUGGGGAGGGGAGAGGAGAGGAGAGUGAGGUCCUGACAGUGCUGCCCAGCAGCCCCUGGGAGGGCCAUGGCCAUCUAAACACGGAGUUGGCUUCUAAACGGGUGGGUCUGAAGUGGCUGUGGGCCUCGCGGGUGCCGUCAGGCCCCUUCCCCACAGGGGCCAGGCCAGUCCUGCGGAGGGAGGGACUGGACUGGAAGUCAUAAACCAGGGUGCAGACAGGAAGCCUGUGUCCGACUGCAGCUUUCACUCUUUAUUGCAGAAUAAAGUUCUGUGUGCAGGUCACGGCCCCAGGUCCCUGCU